AUGACGUUCAUUAGGAGGAAAACAGGAACAAAUGAUGGUCCCAGAGACCGCGCCAACGACAGUGCGGAAAUGAUGACACAAAGGCGAGCAAGUGUAGCGGUGGUCCCGCAGCUGAUCUGGGAGUACGUGGACAGAGAGUGGGUGGCGGGCGACUUCAUGUGUCGAGCCGUUAAGUUCAUGCAAUCUUUCUCCAUGACGGCUAGCAACUAUAUGCUCGUUGUCAUAACAAUAGACCGUCACCAAGCUAUAAUUUCCCCUUUAAAAGAGUCGUACUCGGUUUGUAAAAUGGCCGGAUUAAGCUGGGGGGCGGCGGUUUUAUUAUCCUUACCAGUGGUUGGCAUUUUUCACACUUCCGAAGACAACAACGGAUUCACAUGUGUAAUAAUCGCGUCUUUUAUAUUGUGCACGACACCAUACUUCAUUGUCGAAAUGAUAAUGUCCUAUGUUAGCCAUUGUACCAUUUCGAAAAAACUGUACGCAAUCCUCGGUGGAAUGACUGCCUGCAAUUCGGCAACGAAUCCGCAUGUUUUACUUGCGUUCAACCUGAAAGGAGGGAUGUUCAAAUGCUUUAAACAGUGCUUAAAUAAACCAAGCCGUGAUGGUACAUUGCAGUCAAGUCACACAGGUUCCACUGGGGCCAAUCCACAGCACCGUGUUUCUCCAGGCAAUACGAGUAAAUACGUUCUGAGAAGGCAGGACUCAGUAGGGAGUCAUGAGGAAAUAACGUUAUUAAAGGAAGGAAGCAUCAGAGAAAUGUGUAGUCCGAAUUUGUCAUUGUUGUGUUUUUGUCCGAGAACUUCUAUACUAAGGUGA
This is a messenger RNA of Dreissena polymorpha, 813 nucleotides long. Its product is annotated as neuropeptide S receptor-like. Gene Ontology annotation, biological process: G protein-coupled receptor signaling pathway. Lineage: Eukaryota; Metazoa; Mollusca; Bivalvia; Myida; Dreissenidae. Bases 1 to 813 code for a protein of 270 amino acids. The transcript is spliced from 4 exons. The record is from RefSeq and is a predicted model, not a curated record. Gene Ontology annotation, molecular function: peptide binding; G protein-coupled receptor activity. Gene Ontology annotation, cellular component: membrane.